GAUACCGACUGUUUCCUCCCCCCCUCUUCCCUCAGUCUCCGUGCUGUAGUCCUUGCUGUGUGUUUCUCUCAGCUCUCUGUUGUAGCACCGAAGGGAGGAGCCAAGCGCCAAAGCACUUGCUCGGACACACACGCAGACACACACACACACUCUCUGAUAUCGCACAGCAUCUCUCCUGCACACUCACUCCCAGCAGCAGCCAGCCAGGCCCGUUUUGGAGCAGGGGAGCCCGCUUGUCCUGUCGCCCGCAAUGGAUGUACUGAUGAAGGGGUUCUCUAUGGCCAAGGAGGGGGUGGUGGCCGCAGCAGAGAAGACCAAAGCAGGCAUGGAGGAGGCAGCAGCCAAGACCAAGGAAGGGGUGAUGUAUGUAGGCAGUAAGACGAAGGAGGGAGUAGUGUCAUCAGUAAACACAGUGGCCAACAGGACCGGGGAUCAGGGCAACAUCGUCGGAGACACAGCGGUUGCUGGCGCCAACGAGGUGUCACAGUCGGGUGUGGAGGGAGUCGAGAACGUCGCCGCGUCAACCGGGCUGAUCAACCAGGAGGAGCCUGUAUACGAGGGAGAGUACGGAGGGAUGGAGCAGGGCGGGGAAGGAGGACAGGGGUAUUAGUGAUCUUCAGGACCCUCCAGCAGCCCCUCCGCCUCCUCACCCCCCCGUACCAGACUCCGGUUGUCCAGCAUAUUUUUUUGUGACUUUAUGGAACCAAAAUCAACUUCUACAGACUCUUCUGGAUGCUGCACCUCAGCCCCCGUCCCUGAUGCCUUCUCCUGUUAACUCCCCCUCACUGCCUGUCCUCACCCUCUCUCCUCCCUGCUCCAGUUUUCUGUAGCUUUCCUUCCACCCCCCCCCUCCCCCCCUUGUACCCCCACCCUGCCUCACCUCCGUGUUAGUGUCGUGCUGAUGCAAACCCCAGUGUUGCCGCCACCCUUCGCCUGCCAACUCAUAGAGAAAUCUCCAACCAGUGUACAGUACAACCACUCACACCUUAAUUAGGCGCAGGAAGGAGACACCCACCUACAGUACAUACAGUAAAUGCCAGCAGACACCACAGAACGGGCAACUGAGAAGCUUCUCUAUGUGAAGCCAGGAAGUCGUUGUGUGACCGAGGCACGAGAGGGUGCCUGAGCCGCAGUCAGUGUGCUUCUGUUUUCAUUGUUAACUUGUGUGCAUGUGCAGCCGCUGGUGUACGAAACAAAAAUCAGCAGGGAAUGGUGCAUUGGUGACAGAUAUCUCUGCUACAUGUGCAGUAGUUAGUGACAGUACUGCAUGAGCAGAUGUGAACCGUAGAGUAGCAGCUGUUGUGUGUAGCUUUGUAUGGCUUAGUGUGUGUUUCGCCUCAGCAUUUAGAAACAGUGGAAGAGAUUCAGUGUUUAACUCGGCUGUUAGUGGCGAUGUGAUGUAAUGUGAUGCAUGAGAGUCCAAGAGCAUUUUCAAAUCUGUUUUUUUUUUUUCAAUUAUGUUUUACAUUUGUGGAUGGAAAAUCUACCUUAAAGUGGAAAAAAAAUAUAUAUCAUAAGCGUUUAACAAUCAGUUGCUGAAUUUCCCUGAUGACACCCAAAUUCUCAUCAAUAAACUACAAUUAGAUGAACUGAGAAGUGCUACAUCGGACUUUUCCAGCGUGAAUCGAACUUGCAUCCAGAGAAAAUGGGAAGAACUUUUAUGAUUUUAUGUGUUCACAGUGAAGCCAGCCUAUCAGAUAGUUUAUCAAAUUAAAAUGAGAGGGAAGUCGUCACUUUUAUUAUGUUGUUAUUGAAAAGUCGCAGUAGUUGAGUUUAACCUUGAAUCCGAGUGAUCUUUCAGGUCAAACAACCUAAAGAUCAUUUGGCAGCUUCAGUUCGUUCUUGUGUUUCCAUCUUUGUGAAACUGGUUUAUGUCACAGAGAGAAACAAGCAGCUUGUUUGUCUGCUUUUUCUGUGAUUAAAAAAAAAUAAAAGUAGACGUUCAUGGAUGGGGUAAAUCUGCUAAUGGAGGUCAGAGAAAGCUUGGGUGUCAUCACAGCUCAUGUGUGUGUACAGCUGUGUGUUGCUUGACCUCUGGGACAUGUAGCUGUUUUUAAUAAAGGUUUUAGUCCGACUCUUGUUGUUUUGAAGCUCCCGCCUCAGCUAUCUUAGCCAGUCAGACGUCACCUUUAACUGUUGAUGUGCCCAGCGCCACCCCCGCCCCCCGAUAUGUGUUGUAUGUGUGCGCGUACAUGUGUGUGUUGUCACAGAAAAGGUUCAGCCAGCAAAGUGUGCGUGUGUGUUUUUACUUUGAGGCCAAUGGAAACUGAUGGCUGCAUGUUGCCUUACGAAGCAAUCUCACAGACACCCAGACACGCACACGGACAUCAUGUUACACCGACACCAACGCAGAGCUCAGUCCAAACAUGCACAACUCAGACUCCACCACAAACGCACACACGCAAAUCACACACUGUUUAAGUUGGCAUCGAAUCAGACUCGCUGAUUUUAUAAACUGUACCAGUGAAAAUAAACCAGUUUUUGUUGAAAUCAA
This is a messenger RNA of Cololabis saira (Pacific saury), 2494 nucleotides long. RefSeq names its product synuclein, gamma b (breast cancer-specific protein 1) (gene sncgb). The record is from RefSeq and is a predicted model, not a curated record. The transcript is spliced from 6 exons. Gene Ontology annotation, biological process: synaptic vesicle endocytosis; chemical synaptic transmission; synapse organization. Bases 251 to 610 code for a protein of 119 amino acids. Gene Ontology annotation, cellular component: axon terminus; neuronal cell body; cytoplasm. NCBI's taxonomy places the organism in Eukaryota, Metazoa, Chordata, Actinopteri, Beloniformes, Belonidae. Gene Ontology annotation, molecular function: cuprous ion binding.